GCCCACGCGGGCAGUGGGUCCCACUUGGUUCGAAUCACGAUCCCACGCCAACCGUUGGAUCAAACCCCUGCAUACCCUUUCUCGCUCUCUCGCUCCCGCACUUUUUAGUUCUUCCCUCCACAUAUCAGUCCUCCGCGCGCACCGAAGUCCAAACCCUCGACGCUUGCUGUCUCAGUCGCCGGGAAGAAGAAGAAGAAGAAGAUGGCCACGGUCAAGCGGCUGAAGUAUCUUGGAUAUGUGAGGGUUAUGGCGAUCCACCUGCUCACAUGGGUGUUGAAUAUGUACGAGUACACUAAGCACCACUCGGGGCCUUUGCAGUCGCCGAUGGACCGCAUUGAGAGCGUCGUGAUCACCGUUCUUGGCCCUGUCUACCGGAACUUAGAGGGCGUCCCUGACGAUCUCCUUCUCUAUCUUGAUGCCAAGGUAGAUGACGCCACAAAAUUGUUUGAUGAGCAUGCUCCAUCUUUAGUCAAGUGGGUCGUCAGGCAAUCCCUUUUAGUUGCCCGUAAGGCAUCUCAACUGGGGAAAGAACUUGUACACGAAGCUGAAGUUGGUGGCCUGAGUGGUGCCAUCCGAUGUUUUGUCGUGAAGUUCAAUAAGUUCCUCUUUUCCUUGUUCGUGAUGAUGUGGUUUGCAGCUAACAAGUUACCACCUUUCCAAAAGAUGGCAGGAAUGCUGCUUCCUGCAGCUACGCAAUUGCUGGAGAAGUACAACAAGGGAAUCAUCAGUUUGGCAAACACAGGUUUUUCUGCCUUAAGUCACCUCCCUUCAGUUCCAAUUAACAAGAUAGGCAAUGCAUUUAAGGAGCGCGAGGAGAUGUUCAACCAGGGAUUCGCCACUGUGAUGGGUGGAAUUUCAAACGUGAUGGAUAAAGGUUCGACCACCUUAAGUUCGGUUCCAAUUGCCGGUGGGGCAGCUGAAGUAGCAACGGCAGCUGCUUCCGCCGCACAAGAAACACUCACAAAUGUGAUGGAGAAAGGAUCUGAUGUUCUAAGUUCGGUCCCCGUGGUGGGUGGGGCAACUGGUGCUGCACAAAAUGCAAUCGGCAGCGUAAUGGAGAAAGGUUUCACUGUCUUGGGUCACCUUCCUUCGGUGCCACUUGUAGGCGAGGGGUCGAAGCCAAGUGAGGAAUCCCAGAGUUAAUGUCUCUACUGCACAAGAAUCAUAGUAAGCGGCAAAGGCACUGUUUGUUUUGGGUUAAUUCAGCUUGCUGGAUGCUAGUUUGGUGUGGAACUUUUAAUUUCUAGUAGAGGUUUGUAUGCGCAUCUAUGUGCUUUUUAUUUAAAAAUGUGAAUGGGUAUCUGUGUGGUUCAGCUCUGCUGAAUUUCUUAGUUUUAUCAUAUUCAAAACAAAUUGACGAGGUUUAAUAAAGUUCAUGGGGAUGUCCAAUUUCAAA
Malania oleifera is the source of this 1396-nucleotide messenger RNA. Its product is annotated as REF/SRPP-like protein At1g67360. NCBI's taxonomy places the organism in Eukaryota, Viridiplantae, Streptophyta, Magnoliopsida, Santalales, Ximeniaceae. The record is from RefSeq and is a predicted model, not a curated record. The coding region runs from base 202 to 1143 and encodes 313 amino acids. The transcript is spliced from 3 exons.